AGCAAAAUGUGUGAGCCACCCGCGCGCGGAGGGGAAGCGACCCACUCGAGAGGAGCCGCGAACGACAAAGGAGAGGUCGGAUCCGUUCGGACGGAACUCGACCCGCUCGGGCCCGGCGGUCGGCCGAUGACACGUCGGUGCCAUCGCUGCUGGGAAGGGGUGGGCGGACCGGGGGAGAGUCAGUCUGUCAGCAAGAAAAUCGGUCGGAUUCUCCGCCUGAGGAGCUCACGACUUGUCGCAGAAAGAAAAGUCGACCGGGAUCACCUGUUGGAGCUGUGCAGGUAGGACGCCAAAAGGAUCUUGCGUUCAUGCUAUAAUUGUCAUUCAUUCAUUCUGGGAGAUUCAAUUGUAUUCCAAAUAUUUUGGGGGGGGGGAUUUAUUUUUAAAUGUUACAAAUGUACCCACCCUUAGAAUCGCCCCAAAACAAGUUAGAUAUCUGCAACAUUUCACAUGCAUUUGUGUUUUUAAAGCCGAGAAGACAGCAGCAGUCUUCAGAUUGUAACGUGGAGCGUGAAUGCAAUGCAGCGGAAGGAGUCAGCACGCUUCUGACGCUUUUGCCUUUUAAAACGUCACAUCUUCAAAACAACGUGGCUAUGAACUCAAAUACGGUCAUGUGACGCUAUUGCAUUUGGAGUCAGAAUCAGGACUAAAAUUGCUCUUCGAGUGACGAGCGUCACAAGCGUACAGUGUAAUUAAAAGUUGAUCGGCGUUCACCGAAACGAUUCUCCAAGCAAGGCCCGAAAGCAAAAAAAAAAAAAGCUAAUUGCCCAUUUCCUCAUCCAUUUACAAACCCUUUUAGGACAAAUCUAAAAGAAGUGAUGACGUAUUCUAAAGCCGUUUGUGACCUUAAAAUCUUGUAUGUUGUAUGAUUGUCAGAAACUGAGGACCGCCAUGUAGUUGUAAAAUAUAGUACCGUAUUUUUGGGACCUGGGCCAUCGGUGGGAAUUUGCACGACUUAAUCCGCCUCUUAAUAUCACCACGGGCACAUUGCAAUUAUAGAAAGCAUCAAAACUAUAUAUAUUUCCAAAAAUAAAAAAUGCAAUUCAACAGCACACAAGUGUGACUAAUAUUGCUGCUAAUCUGGUUGAAGUCACACAGGCCAGCACGAGUGAUUGCCAAGGCUCGAGGGCAGAUUAGACUGACAUGGCGACACAUGGACGCUGAAAUCUGACUGGACCAAAAAUCGCAAAAAGAUAUUGAACACUUCCUCAUGUACUGGAAGCAGCGCAGCCGAGAGAAACGCUGCGAAAUGAAGAGAAUAGCCUCUUGGGAAUAAAUAAAUCAAUACAAUUUCAGGUGAAGAAAUAUCGGAAUUUAGCUUUGUAAACCAAGUUGAGUGCUUCCGAUGGCGUUCAGGUGUGGUUGGCCCCGACCUCCCGCCCUUGGUCGUAAAGUGGACACUUAACUAGUAGUGUUCGUGUUUGUCUUACCCGCGAGGAAGCGAUGGCGUUUACAGGACCGCCCAAAGGAUGCGGGUCCAGCAUUGGCUCCAUAUACUACAACCUGUGCGACCUGACGGCGGCGUGGGGGGUGGCGGUGGAGGCCGUGGCCGCCGCAGGCGCGGUGACCUCCUUCGUCCUCUUCGUCAUCCUCAUGGCCUGCCUGCCCUUGGUGACGGACGAGAAGAGGAAAGCCACUGUGGCCUUGCAGGCCGGCGUUCUGGUUUUCACCCUGGGACUCUUCGGUCUGGCCUUCGCCUUCGUCGUGGGCCGCUACCCGGCCAGCUGCGCGGCGCGGAGGUUCCUCUUCGGCGUCCUGUUCGCAGGAUGCCUGGCCUGCCUGCUGAUGCACGGGCUGUGGCUCGUCCUGCUGCAGAGGCGGGGCCGCGGGCCCAGGAGCUGGACGCUGUGCCUGGGAGCGCUGGCGCUCUGGUCGGUGGAGGUCAUCGUCAACACCGAGUGGCUCCUCAUCACGGCGGUCCGCAAUCCGCCGGCCGCUCGGGACGCUUCCGAGCCGUCCUGCGGCUUCGCCAACCGGGACUUCGUCAUGGCGCUGAUCUACGUGAUGGUCCUGCUGCUCGGCGCCGUGCUGACGGCCGUGCCCUCGCUGACGCACAAGGGCCGACGGUGGCGCAGGGACGGAGCGUUCGUCCUGGUCACGGGCCUCCUCACCGCGGCCAUCUGGGCGGCUUGGAUCGCCAUGUACGUCGGCGGCAACCGAGCGGUGGGAGACGACGGCUGGGACGAUCCCACCCUGGCCGUGGCCGUGGUGUCCAACGCUUGGGUGUUCCUUCUCCUGUACGCGGUGCCGGAGAUCUGCUUACUGACGCAGCGGGACGCGGACUUGGAUCCUCCCCACGACGGCGAGCACAUCUACCCGGCCAGGACCUUGGCGUACGACAACGUUCGCAAGGAGCCGGAGCCUGCCCACCAGACGGUCUACCUGGAAAAUAAAGCCUUCACAAUGGAGGAGCCUCCAACAGAGCCUUCGAAGCCGGUGUCGCCGUACGCCGCUUACAACGGUCAACUGCGAAGUUGCGUCUACCAGCCCACCGAAAUCGCCCUGAUCGCCAAGGGUCUGACCAAGAUGGACCAGGACGCGAUGAUGCGGCGCGCCUCGACCUCGUCUUUGAACACGGCGGGAAGCAGCGGCGGCUCACUGCAUCGCUUGGUGGGCUCCUUGGCCUCUUAGCAACCAUAUCGCACGCACGCACGCACGCGCUUCAGAGCGGCCUGCCUGCUUUCACUAGCUUGCUGUGAUGAAUGGCUACUCUU
Molecule: messenger RNA, 2714 nt
Organism: Phycodurus eques (leafy seadragon)
Lineage: Eukaryota; Metazoa; Chordata; Actinopteri; Syngnathiformes; Syngnathidae
Product: G-protein coupled receptor family C group 5 member C-like
Exons: 4
Coding region: 1444-2631 (395 amino acids)
Biological process (GO): G protein-coupled receptor signaling pathway
Cellular component (GO): plasma membrane; signaling receptor complex; intracellular membrane-bounded organelle
Molecular function (GO): protein kinase activator activity; G protein-coupled receptor activity
Source: RefSeq, a predicted model, not a curated record